GUGGAUGCAUGAAUAAACACACUGUCAGUUAUAGCCAAUUUACUCCCUUCACUUUGCUUAAGUGGAUGGAAAACGUCCGUGGAAUAUUCGCGCGGUAGCCCAAAUAGUUCGUCUCCUGUGAAUAAACAUUGAUGUGUUUAUGUAUGGCCUAAGAAGUCUAGAGACAAGAGCACAGAGGUUAGAAUACGAGAUUCCAUAGGCUUAGAAGACACGGGCUUAGAAAACAUUGUGAGCAGCGCUGUUGGACCGUACAUUAAUUAACCACCCCGCCGACUCCGGAGCAGCAAACAAAUUCACUUUGGCGCUUGGAAAUUGCACGGCUGCACAUCGACUAAUGGUUACGUGUUCUCUUAUUGGCUGAGCUACGUCCGGUUUUCCUACGAAGGUCUUGGCCGUGGAAAAGGCUUUUAAGACUUAAUUAGCACAGAUGAGGGAUCAGAACGUUCGCGGGCUUUAUCAGCAGUGACAAGUAUAAUUUAUUGGUGCGCAAGGAGGCAAGCGUCAGAGCUGUGAGCACAAUUUGGAACACCUGAUCAGAAGGAGUAAUCGUAUCAGAGAAAGGAACGAAUCGAAUACGGGCAAACAAUCCAGUGUGAAAGCUGCGGUCAACCGACUUCUCCUUUUGCCUGCAAAAUGAAUGCACACGCGACUCUAAUCUCGUAACCACGAGUAAUUGAGAGAAUUGGAAGCGAAAACGCGCCACGGUAGCGGACUUCUUGCUUUUGUACGAGUGAUCGCGAAGGCGUAGAAAUCGAACAAGUGAUCGUGGGGAAUUUCUAACCGGCUCGUUGCGUCAAAAGAGGCGAACGUAUUCUAUGAUUUAGUAUUCAUAUCGCCUAUAGUUCUGUCACCGAAGACGGGUUAAUUAUUUGAGGGUAUCAGUACAGGGCUCGAGUGGACGAGCCCCAAGGUAGUAUUAUCAGUGUCUUUCAACACUCUCUAUGUGGAGUGUUCCAAGCUGAUCACUACACGUUCACAAAUUACUCGUCUUAAAUUCGCGCAUUUCUACGGGGCCGAGGAAAAUAAAUGAACAAGUGAGAAAAGGACCUUAGCAGUGUUAAUUACCCAGAGUGCUUUGUAGCUUGGAAGUCACGGUACACAAUGCAUGCUGGACCGGCCAACCUCCACACGCCGACUCCAGCUUCGAGUCAAGGUUGUUUGUGUUUUCGUCGUUCCAACUCCAAAAUGGGGAGCUUGCGGGAGUUGCAACAUGCAUUACAGGAAAAGAACAGUGAGCUUAAGAUGAAGGAUUCACGGAUUAUGGCGCUGGAGCAAGAACUCAGGCGGAAAGAUGAGUUGAUUCGCAGGCUGGAAAGCGAACUCGAUAAAUAUCGCUCCGUGUUGCAACCUCCUGCAAGCGCUGGUCCGGGGGGAAGGAGUCGUGCUCGGAACCAACGGCAGGGUAUUUCGGCCGAACCGCAAAGCGCGAAGCAAGUAGCCGACAGCUCUAAGCCGCUCCAGCGCCAUCCUAAAAACUCCAGAUCCAAAGAGCUCAUUAAGGAGGCUAUACUGGACAAUGACUUUCUUAAGAACUUGGAGGCUUCACAAGUCCGUGAAGUUGUUGAAUGCAUGUGUGAACGGAUGUUUAAGCGUGAUGAAUAUAUUAUCAAGGAAAAAGAACCGGGCUCCCACCUCUACGUCCUUGAAGAGGGAAAAUGUCAGGUGACGAAGGAGGGAACAGUACUUGGCCAUAUGGGUCCGGGGAAAGCUUUUGGAGAACUUGCAAUUUUGUACAACUGUACCCGAACAGCCAGCGUCAGAGCUCAAACCUCUGGUAAGUUAUGGGCAAUCGACCGCCAGACCUUCCAGACCAUCAUGAUGAAGACAGGACUGAUGCGUACAGCGGAGCACAUGGAAUUUCUGCGCAGUGUCAACUUACUAAAAGAUCUUGCUGAGUCCUAUCUUCUAAAAAUUGCUGAUGUCAUAGAAGAGACAUUCUAUGAAGAAGGGGAGUACAUAAUACGACAAGGUGCUCGAGGCGACACCUUCUUCAUUAUCAAAAGUGGAAAUGUUGACAUCACCCAAAGGACCAAUGUCCACUCUGACCCUGUCCAUGUAAGAAACCUUAGCAAGGGUGCCUACUUUGGUGAAAAGGCCCUAAAGGGGGAGGACUUGCGAACGGCCAACUGCAUCGCAGGCAAGGGUGGUGUGACAUGCCUAGUUCUAGAUAGAGAAGCAUUUGUGCAGUUCAUUGGUAACCUUGACGACAUUCAGCGUGAUCAAUAUGAUGACAGUCAACGAGGAGUGGACCCUCAGACUGCCAGACAGAUUCAAGAGUAUGAGAGAGCUCAGCAAGACGAGUUCGCUAACGUCCGUUUGGAGGAUCUUACUGUUGUCAAGACCCUUGGGAUUGGAGGCUUUGGCCGGGUGGAACUGGUUCAAGUUGCUGGUGACAAGAGAACGUUCGCCUUGAAGACGUUGAAGAAGCACCAUAUCGUGGAGACAAGGCAGCAAGAUCACAUCAUGUCAGAGAAAAAGAUAAUGAUGGAGUCGAAUUCACCGUUUAUAGUUAGAUUGCAUAAAACGUUUAAGGAUAAGAAGUACCUUUACAUGUUGUUAGAAGUUUGUCUCGGAGGCGAAUUAUGGACAAUAUUGAGAGAUAGGGGUUCGUUUGAUGACUCCACUACUAGGUUCUAUGUAGGUUGUGUAAUUGAAGCGUUCCAGUACCUCCACUCCAAGGGAAUCGUCUAUAGGGAUUUGAAGCCUGAGAAUCUGCUACUAGACGGACACGGCUACUGCAAGCUGGUGGACUUUGGAUUCGCCAAGAAGAUCGGCUUCGGUCGUAAGACGUGGACGUUUUGUGGAACCCCCGAGUAUGUCGCACCUGAGAUCAUCCUAAAUAAGGGGCACGACCUAUCAGCCGACUACUGGUCUUUAGGUAUCUUAAUGUACGAGCUGCUAACGGGAAGCCCGCCUUUCUCAGGCACGGAUCCUAUGAAGACGUACAACAUCAUCCUCAAGGGGAUUGACAUGAUCGAUUUCCCUCGCAAAAUCACGCGCAAUGCGCAUGCGCUAAUCAAAAAGCUCUGUAGGGAUAACCCCGUAGAACGCUUGGGUUACCAGAAAGGCGGACUGAAGGACAUAAUGAAACACAAGUGGUUUGAUGGUUUCAACUGGGACGGACUCAGGUCACGGAAACUCAACAGUCCUAUAGCACCUAAGAUCAAGUCUCCCGUGGACGCUUCAAACUUUGAUGACUAUCCAGCCGACGAUGACAUUCCACCAGAUGACAUGACGGGCUGGGAUAAAGAUUUCUGAUUGGUUUCAAGCAGAUCAGCGAACUAUUUCAUUGGCUGGAAAAUCACGAUCAAAAAUGUCAUCAUUGUGUCUUCGCAUUGGCUGGCAGCUUUCAAGUGAUGUAAUAAGUCAUCAAUGCAUUUUUAUUGGCUACAGCACAACCGAGUGGUGUAACCAUCGCAUCUUCUCAUUGGCUGAGAGCUUUCACGUGAUAACAACAAGCGUUGUGCUCCUUGAUUGCUGGGAGAAGUCACGUGGUGUCUUGAAUCGCUAUCAGUCUUUAAUGUCGAUGACAGACACUUGCAUAAAACACGCAAGGAAACGCAUAAGGUGUGAUUAACAUCGGGUACUACCUCAUAGGCACUUCUUUUAAGACAUUGUCUAAUAUCAUUGGCUCGUAGCUACCACGUGAUUUGAAGCUAUGACGUCAACACAUCGACUGUUAGAGGAGAAAUUAGGUUACAUCAGUAGCGUAUCUACACAUCCCUAAACUAGUCCUGUACGAUGUUUCUAAAAAGCAAGUGGUUUGUCAUCUCAAGGGUUUGAUUGGUUCAUCUUCCAUUGAUUGACAAACCACUCGUGGGGUUAUAGGUCACUUGAUUUUUUUUUAAUAUUCUUUUUUUUAUUUUUAAUAUCUCUUUCUCAUCUUUUUCUCAUUUUUAAGAAUAAUUUGAAUUUAUUUCAACAAUUUGAAUAUUGACUUUCUGAUCAUCUUAUUAGGGGAAAAAUAGUUUAUGUUUUAUGGGUAAACUUUGCCACAAAAACAAUUAUAAUACUCUAUUUACCUUUGAAAUACCUAUUUUACCCGGGAAUUGUUUUCAUAAAGGGGUUCCUUAUAUUUAUUCUAGGCAUCCAUUUCUUUAAUUUUAUUAAUAUUGCAUUUUCUUUAAAUAUUACGAGGAUUUGGGAUUGAAAGCAAUGGAUAGAUUUUUACGCUAAGGGUGUUAGAGUUAUGUACAAUCUGUGUCACUAUCUUGAAUUGCUUGAAAUGUAGGCGUUUACCCGGUGUUUUUAUAGCGAAAAACAAGCCGCGAGCGAUUCGUGGCCGCCAUCUUGGAUUUCGAGCAGAAAUGAACUUGCGUGACAAAGUUUAUUUUAGCUCUUAUCAUUUUGGAAAUAUAUAUAACCCUUCCCCGUUCACAUUUUAGGAAUACAAUUAAGCCGUUUUUUUUUUAUUUAAAAAGGGCGCAGGUUUAUUUGGCUACUGAAAAUUUAAGUCUUAUUUGCAUAGAUUUGAAUCGCCUAUAAAAACUCGCGUCACGCAAUCCGAAUCAACGGAAAUGUCUUGGCAUGGUAUUGCAGAGGGUAGAGAGAGAUGUUAUGUGCCAUAGGGCCGUUUUCCAGAUUUAGGGAUACUUUAAGAUUUGAGCGCGAAAGCAAUAUUUUGGCAAAUCAAGGUUGUAAUUGAUUAGUGCGAAAGUCAGAUUUCGUUUACAGCAUCGUUUGCGAUAAAGCUUAAAAUGGGGGAAUUUAGUAAGAAAAUGUUGCAAACUUUGACAUUCGAAAGUUUUGUUUACACCCUUAAAUUCUACCCUAUUAUCUGGAAAAUGGGUAAACGCCAGGACUUGGUAAACGUUCUCGUAUAAGCAAAUUGACUCAGUGAUCGGCCAUAUCACUUUUUAUCAUUCUUCAGACUAUAGAUUCUCAGCGUUUUCCUUUCUUUGUAAUUUAAAUGAAAUAAUUAUUUUCUUAUGGUGUGAAGCGGGAGGGGUGUUAGUGUCAAAUAGUAUUGAGUUUCGCACAAUAAUAUAAUGUCAAUAAUCAACUACCUUAACCUUGUAAAUACUUGAAAUAGUCGUAUUCUGGUAUUCUACUCGAAUCUAGAAUAAAGACCUAUUCUUAGAAUAA
Nematostella vectensis (starlet sea anemone) is the source of this 5085-nucleotide messenger RNA. RefSeq names its product cGMP-dependent protein kinase 1. Gene Ontology annotation, biological process: protein phosphorylation. The record is from RefSeq and is a predicted model, not a curated record. The transcript is spliced from 21 exons. Gene Ontology annotation, molecular function: ATP binding; cGMP-dependent protein kinase activity. NCBI's taxonomy places the organism in Eukaryota, Metazoa, Cnidaria, Anthozoa, Actiniaria, Edwardsiidae. Bases 1102 to 3258 code for a protein of 718 amino acids.